Messenger RNA from Aegilops tauschii subsp. strangulata, 1836 nucleotides. The record is from RefSeq and is a predicted model, not a curated record. NCBI's taxonomy places the organism in Eukaryota, Viridiplantae, Streptophyta, Magnoliopsida, Poales, Poaceae.
AUGGCCCCGAAGAAAGAAAAGAGGCCACCUCUUGCGGACGACAUCGGCACGAAGUACACAAUGCUUGACCCUAGGUCCGACAAGCGUCACCGUGCCCGUUUCAUUGAGAAUGGAGUGAUGUUGCCGCCACUGUGGAUGAGGGCUCACAAGACGACGGUUAAGAUGGAGUACGACGAUCGGUACGCAUCAUUCUUCAGGAGAGCCCGACUAUUGGGUUUUGUCCUGCAGUUCAAGCGUAAGCCGCCGACGCUCGUUCACUCAGCUCUCACGGCUUUGAUCGACCGGUGGCGGCCAGAGAUGCACAGCUUUCAUCUUCCAUGCGGGGAGAUGACCGUGACCCUCGAGGAUUGGGCGAUGAUUACGAGCAACCGGACUUCCGGCAUACCGCUGCCAUGGCUCCUCGAGCACCGGAGCAAGUGCCCGGAAGAUGCUGAGCCCCGGGUGGUGGAGCAGUACGCCAGGGCCUACCUGUGGUACAUUCUCACGGAGGUAGUGUUUCCGGACUGCUCCGGGAACUCUGCCCUAUGGAUGUAUCUCGACUUCCUAAAGGACUGGGAUGCGGGCUACAGCUGGGGGGCCGCCGGACUCGCCUACCUAUACCGUUCGCUUGACGACGCGACCCAGAGAGCGGAAGUCACGUCCGGUAUGUGUGGAUGUGUAUGGGGCCUCUCCAUUUGGAUGUGGGAGCGAAUCCCGGUGGACCGUCCGGAGAAGAUGCGCUCGCGUGCAUGGACGGACUAUGGCGGAGAUGACGAAGAUGAUCGGUACCCGACCGUCGUAUACGCUUGGGACGUGAUGCGUGUCUACACGGGCGAAUCGAAGGCCUUGUACAAGGUCUUCAGCAACGAGCUUGAUGCUCUCACGCCUUUCCAGGUUACUUGGCGGCCGUAUAGUGAUGAUCGAGAGUGGGGGUUCGAGCUGAACAACAUGUGCAAGCAGGACCGGCUUCUCUUCCGGUGCAUCGUGCCCAUGAUUUGUGUCUAUGCCGUGGAGUACCACUUGCCACAGCGCGUUGCCGCACAAUUUAGUAAGGCGCAACACACACCACCAGCCGGCCACGAUACCGGUGGCUACGACCUACACCAGAUGAGCAGGCAGAAGAAUCAAUCAAUCACGGAUUGGGAAGCCGAACAUGCGAAAUACAUGAAGGAAUGGAACGAGUGGAAAGGACGCAAAGACACGGAGAGGAGAGUGAUUGACUGGGACGAGUACGAGGAUCACAUGCUGUGGUACGAUGAUGGCAUCAAGCAUCGUCUGCGUCUGAGGCCCCAGUGGACGACAGCAGAUGCCGAAGACCUGUUCGAUGAUGCCUCAGAGAAUGAAGCCUACAACGAGAGCAUCAGACAGCUUCAAGGCAGGUUUAGGGAGUAUGGACCCCUCAUGAACAGAGUGAAAUACGUCAACAAAGCACGACGGCUUGUGGGCCUUCUUCGGUGCGCUACAAACACCGAGGAUGUUUUUCCUCCUGCACCGAUGCGUAGCCUCGCUUCAUCGAGCCAUGCAGCCUCUUCGUCUAGGGCGGUUCAAGAUGACGAGGAGGAGAGCGACGAUGAUGAUGAUGCAGAGGAAGCGAUUCAAGAUGACGAAGAGGGCGCAGAAGAAGAACAUGAUGAGGAAGAGGAAGAGGACGAUGAGGAGGAGGAGGAGUACGAUGAUGACGAUGGACCUCCACCAGCUCAGCCAACCCAGCGUGAGAAGAGGAAUGUGUCGAAGAAGGAUUGGAAGAGUCCAUCCCCGUUUCAGAAAGCACGUCCUGCGGCCCGCAAGAAGACGGCGGCCGAGAAGCGAUCCAAGGAUAACGAGGACCGAAAGUCAAAGAGGGGAAGGAAGGACUGA